UUACAAUAGUUCGGUUUCGGUUCGGUUUCGUUCGGUUUCGGUUCGGGUUUACCGAACCGGAUGCCCACCCCUACGAGAAGGCGACCCUCCCUCCUCUGCUCGACGACCGGAGACCCUGCCUCCUCUGCUCGACGGCCGGCGGUCCUCCCUCCUCUGUUCGACGACCGGCGAUCGUCUCCGGCACCGGCUCAAGAAGAAAACGACCGGCGACCAGGGCACGCCUCAAGAAGAAACCUCCUCUGCUCCGCCUCUAUUCCGCCGCUGCUCUGCCACUCUUCUCCGCCGCGUCUCCCUAGUCCCUCCCCUGCUCAAGAAGAACACGGCGGCAGCAGGUAUGGCUAUCCAAACUUGCUCACCGAUUCUUCUGAAAUGGUUAUCAUUGUAACGAUCAAUCGCCGGGACAGCUGGGUUUGGGGCUUCUUUUGAGUUUGUGGGCUUGUCUGGCUCCAUUUAAAUGUUUACGGAAAAAUUCCACAGUCAGGUAGCUAGACUCCAUGUCCACAAGUCGAAGAACUGUUUUUCUGCUAUCAUCACGGAAUCUUUCCAAGGAUUCAUUAGCAGCAGCAAUGUCAGAUUGGAGUUAAUCAACUUUAGGUCAUACG
This is a messenger RNA of Linum trigynum, 602 nucleotides long. NCBI's taxonomy places the organism in Eukaryota, Viridiplantae, Streptophyta, Magnoliopsida, Malpighiales, Linaceae. The record is from the annotation of a GenBank genome assembly.